Sorghum bicolor (sorghum) is the source of this 1203-nucleotide messenger RNA. Its product is annotated as skin secretory protein xP2-like. The coding region runs from base 1 to 1203 and encodes 400 amino acids. The record is from RefSeq and is a predicted model, not a curated record. NCBI's taxonomy places the organism in Eukaryota, Viridiplantae, Streptophyta, Magnoliopsida, Poales, Poaceae. The transcript is spliced from 5 exons.
AUGCAUGCCUAUAAGCUGGGUCGGCCAGCUCCCAAGAUUGGAGACGUGGACCGAGCAAUAGUGUACGUGUCCCUGGCGCCCGGUAUGGAGCCUCCGGCCGGGGCGGAUCCUCCAACGGUCAACGCUGCUCGAUGUGACCAAUACACCAGCAGUGACGAGGAGGGGAGCCGUCCAGCGCCGACCACCAAUGACAGGGUGGCCAGCAAGAGGCCAAUGGCUGCUGAGCCAUCUGCAGUAGAGGCAGUGCCAGCAGCUGCAGGUCCCAUAAUGGGCCAGGGGUCGACCUCGGACACUCGAGCGCCCAAGCGGCGCCGACUUAUCAGAAUUGUUGAUGAUGACAACGAGGAAGAAGAGGCGGCCCCAACUUUGGUCCGCAGACCCCGCAGCCGCCCGGAUGUCGCCCCGAGCGACGGAGGUUGGGUUGCCGGAGAUCCGCCUGCCGCUCACGUUGAGCAGGCGCGACCAGGGGCGGCCGAGACAGCAGCGACGACCGGGAGAGCUAGGAGAUGGUUCUUCACGGCGGCGCACCGAAGCUCCGAUCUUGCUACCUCGGAUGUUGAUCCUGGCAAUGUUGCGGGCUCGAGGACAACUGAGCCAGCAGCUGCCGAUCAUAAUGCCGCAGAACAGACCGUUCGCGAGCAGCCCGUGGAGCAGCCCGCCGUUGUGGCUGUGGUGGAGGUCGCCGAGGAGAACCCGACCCAAGACAAGGCCAGGGCGAGCACUCCGACAAGGGGCGAUGAGACCGUAGGGACACCUCCCCCGAGCAGCAUGGUGGAGGAGGAAGACAAGGUGCCGUCCCCUUCUCCGGCUGAAGAAGGGAGGGCCCCAACUCCAGCCCCAGCGGAGGCUUCCAUGCUGGAGGGCUCCCCUAGCCGGGGUCUGGAGGAGGAGAUUGAGCAUCUCCAAAAAGAGAGGGACCAGCUCGACCAGGAGCGUGCCUGUGCGCUGGAAAGCGAGCACGAGGUUGGCGAGGAGCUGAAGACCAGGAGUCGGGAGCUGGCCGUGCUCAAGGCCAACGCCAAGAAGCACGUCGAGGACCUGGUCAAAGACUGGGACUCCUGGAAGACGAAUUGCAUAAAGCUCUGGAAAGGAGUUGCUCCGGUGCUAGAUCUGAUCAGCCCCGAGCUUCCCGAGGACCAGCCCCGCGCACCGAGGCUGACCCUAGUCAAGAAGGCACAACAUGCGUGGGGCUGGCUUCAGUAG